Molecule: messenger RNA, 1162 nt
Organism: Trametes versicolor FP-101664 SS1
Lineage: Eukaryota; Fungi; Basidiomycota; Agaricomycetes; Polyporales; Polyporaceae
Product: GroES-like protein
Exons: 5
Coding region: 9-1094 (361 amino acids)
Molecular function (GO): oxidoreductase activity, acting on NAD(P)H
Source: RefSeq, a predicted model, not a curated record
CGCGCAAUAUGUCCAUCCCGACCACCCAGAAAUCGCUUCUCCUUCGCAAGGAGAGCGCUCCCUACGUUGUCGAGGAAACACCCGUCCCAACCCCAGGGCCGAAGGAUGUCCUUGUUCAGAUCUUUGCGUGCGCUCUCAACCCGGUAGAUCACGCCAUCGUCGACCCGCCCUACUCCAAGAUACUCAUUCAGGAGUGGCCGCACAUCCCGGGGAGUGACGGCGCCGGUGUUGUCGUCGCGCUUGGUGCGGACGUCACUAACCUGAAGGAAGGCGACAAGGUCGUCUUUCAAGGGAGCGGAGGAGGAGUCGGAGCGACGUGCCAGCAGUAUGCAAUCGUCCCCGCCGAACUUACUGCCAUAAUUCCGGACACUCUCACGUUCGAGCAGGCUGCGACCCUCCCGCUCGCGCUCACCACCGACGUCAUGUCGCUGUACAACCAGUCUCCUGCUCCCCAGAACCUCUCUCUCCGCCUAAAACCCGUGUGGGAGGCCGAGGGUCAGACCGCAUAUGCCGGCACUCCCGCUCUCAUCAUCGGCGCCGCCGCGUCUCUGGGACAAGUGGCCGUUCAACUCGCCCGCCUGGCAGGCCACAACCCCAUCAUCGCGACCGCGUCCCCGCACAACGCGGAGCUCAUCAAGUCCCUCGGCGCGACGCACGUCCUCGACCGUUCUCGCUCAAACGAAUCCAUCCUCUCCGAGCUCCCCGUCCUCAUUGGCGGGAAACAUCUAGAGUACGCGUUCGUCGCGGUCGCGUCGGCCGAUGCGCUGCGCCUCGGGCGUGACGCGCUCGCACCGGGGGGCGCUCUCGCUACCAUUUCGCCGCAGGCGCAGAUGCUCCCGGAGGAUGUCGUGAACAUCGGGGACGGCAAGCGCCUGAGUUUCGUGUUUGGGAGCGCGCGGCUGCCGUAUACCGUCGAGACGGGCGUGGCGAUGUUUAAGGCGCUUUCGGGGUGGUUGGAGAAGGGGCUGCUCAAGCCGAACCCAGUGGAGGUUUUGCCGAACGGGCUCGCGGGUAUCAAUGAGGGCCUUGCGCGGAUGAAGGCGAACAAGGUGUCUGGCACGAAGCUAGUUGCACGUCCGCAAGAGACUGCUUGAAGGGGAUGCGGGUUUGCCUCUCGAGAUUGGCAUUGUAAGAUCUCGACCUUGGUAUGAAUGUGACAGGU